Molecule: messenger RNA, 1409 nt
Organism: Gossypium arboreum
Lineage: Eukaryota; Viridiplantae; Streptophyta; Magnoliopsida; Malvales; Malvaceae
Product: probable ethanolamine kinase
Exons: 11
Coding region: 96-1253 (385 amino acids)
Biological process (GO): phosphatidylcholine biosynthetic process; phosphatidylethanolamine biosynthetic process
Cellular component (GO): cytoplasm
Molecular function (GO): choline kinase activity; ethanolamine kinase activity
Source: RefSeq, a predicted model, not a curated record
UCUUUCGAAUAUUACCCAAAAGCAUAGCUUUUCAAUAUAUAAAUCUUUUAAGAAACUCACGCCAAUGGCAGCAACGAAAAAACAUCUGGGCCACCAUGGAUGUAGAAGCAAACAAAGCUAAGCAAAUCAUCAACGACAACAACAACGACUGCGCCAAAGUAAACAGUAAUUCGACCAUCGAUGAUUCAAUCCCUCACUCUUCUCUCUCUGUUGAUACAGCACUUCCUUUCCCCCUUAUGUCCCCUCGCAUCAUCGAGCUGUGUAAGGAUCUGUUUAGGAAAUGGGCGAAGUUGGAUGAUUCUUGCUUCUCUGUCGAGACUGUAUCCGGUGGCAUCACAAAUCUCCUGCUAAAGGUGUCUGUGAAGGAAGAAAGUGGAGAUAAUGUGGCUGUAACUGUUAGAUUAUAUGGACCUAACACAGAAUAUGUCAUUGACCGUGAACGUGAGUUACAGGCAAUCAAAUACCUUUCAGCUGCAGGAUUUGGUGCCAAGUUGCUUGGAGUUUUUGGAAAUGGCAUGGUUCAAUCAUUUAUAAAUGCGCGCACAUUAACUCCUUUGGACAUGAGAAAGCCAAAGCUGGCUGCUGAAAUCGCUAAGCAGCUUUGUCGAUUCCAUCAAGUGGAAAUUCCAGGUCCUAAAGAACCUCAGCUAUGGGUUGACAUGUUCAAGUUCUUUGAGAAAGCAUCUGCGCUCCGGUUUGAAGAUCCUGAUAAACAGAGGAUAUAUGAGACAAUUUUGUUUAAGGAAGUGCAUAAGGAAGCUACACAGCUGAAGGAAUUGACAGAGCUUUUCAGUGGUCCAGUAGUAUUUGCUCACAAUGAUUUACUUUCUGGAAAUUUGAUGCUUAACGACGAACAAGAUAAGCUCUACAUAAUAGACUUUGAGUACGGGUCAUACAAUUACAGAGGCUUUGACAUUGGAAAUCACUUCAAUGAAUAUGCAGGCUAUGAGUGUGACUAUAGCUUGUAUCCUAGUAAAGAAGAACAAUAUCAUUUUCUCAGGCAUUAUUUGCAACCCGAAAAACCAUAUGAGGUAUCAGAAAAAGAUCUUGAGGAUCUUUACGUCGAGGCAAAUACAUUCAGGUUAGCUUCACACUUAAUUUGGGCUUUAUGGGGGCUAAUCCAGGCAAGGAUAUCUCCGAUUGAUUUUGAUUAUCUUGGUUAUUUCUUCUGGCGGUACAACGAAUACAAGAAGCAGAAGGAGAAGUGCUUCUCCCUUGCACAGUCUCACUUAUCCGGAUCUCGAACAGUAUAAGAUUGUAAGUUUACACGCUAAUAACAAAAAUUCUGUAUGUCAUGGAUUUGUAGAGUAAGUGCCUCGAUUCCAUUUGUUUGUAUUAUUGCAGAAUUCUUUUAUAUCCAUUUAUAAGAAACAAAAUCAAGAAGACAAGAUUGAAAGAACUAAAGCAAA